Cavenderia fasciculata is the source of this 2025-nucleotide messenger RNA. It is a transcript of the gene fcsA, whose product is annotated as fatty acyl-CoA synthetase. Gene Ontology annotation, molecular function: long-chain fatty acid-CoA ligase activity. The record is from RefSeq and is a predicted model, not a curated record. Gene Ontology annotation, biological process: long-chain fatty acid metabolic process. Gene Ontology annotation, cellular component: endoplasmic reticulum; membrane. The transcript is spliced from 7 exons. Bases 1 to 2025 code for a protein of 674 amino acids. NCBI's taxonomy places the organism in Eukaryota, Evosea, Eumycetozoa, Acytosteliales, Cavenderiaceae.
AUGAGUACAGUCUCAAAUCAACAACACAUUCAAAGAAUCUCAGGUGAUGAGAAAUUCAUUGCAUCACAAUCAAUUACAGUUGGUGGUGAAACCAAUGGUGAAACCAAAGCUCGUAGAAACACUAAAUACCCAGACUUGAUCUCUCAACCAGAUGACACUACCAAGACUCUCUAUGAUGUCUAUCAAAAGAACAAAAAUUCAGAGAAGCCAUUUUUAGGUAUUAGAGGCUUAUUGGCUGAUGGUAAGACACGUGGUCCAUAUCAAUGGAUCACCUACAAGGAUGCAGCAAAGAGAGCCGAGAAUGUAGGUUUUGCUCUUUUCAAUCAAGGAAUUCAAAAGGGUGACCGUAUCGGUAUCUUUUCAAUCAACAGACCAGAGUGGGUUAUUUCAGAUAUGGGUUCAAUGAACCACGGUAUCGUCCCAGUUGCUCUCUAUGCUACUCUUGGUCCAAAUGCCAUUGAAUACGUUAUCAAUCAUGCUGAAAUUAAAUUGGUUUUAUGUGAAGGCAAGAAUAUUGACAAGUUACUUCAAAUGACAAAUGCUCAAUCAUUGACUACUAUUGUCAGUUUUGAUCAACCAACUGAAGCCAUUUUGAACAAAUUAAAGGAUUCAUCGAUUAAAUUCUUUACUCUUGCUCAAUUUGAACAAUUGGGUGCUCAAAACCCAACUGCACAUACUCCAUCCAACCCAGAUGAUCUUUGUACAUUAUUAUAUACUUCAGGUUCAACUGGUAAUCCAAAGGGAGUAAUGUUAACUCAUACAAAUAUGGUAUCAGAAGUAGCAGGUGCAUAUUUCUCACCAGCUGGUUUAACCAGUGAUGAUGUUCACAUGUCAUAUUUGCCAUUGGCUCACUCUUUUGAGAGAGCUGUCGUUUCGAUGGUUUGUUUUGUUGGUGGACAAAUUGGAUUCUUUUCAGGUGUCAUUCCAGAGCUCUUUAACGAUAUUCACGAGUUGAAGCCAACCUUUUUGUGCGGUGCACCACGUGUAUGGCAAAAGUUGCACGACAAGAUGUGGUUGACCAUCAACGGCGAGUCAUGGCUCAAGAGAACCUUGUUCACCUGGGGUCUCAGCUCCAAGCAAAGUGCUCAAAAGUCUGGUGGUUCCACCCCAAUCUGGGAUAGCAUCAUCUUUUCCAAGACCAAGGAACGUAUUGGUGGCCGUGUCAAGUUUAUCCUCUCUGGCUCUGCUCCAUUGGACCCCAAGAUUGGUGAGUUCCUCAAGGCUGUGUUCUGCUGUCCAGUCGUCCAAGGUUACGGUCUCACUGAGAAUGUCGGCGGUGCCUGCGUCGGCUACCCAGAAGACCCAGAGAGUGCCUACGUCGGUCCACCAUUGGCCUGUUGCGAGGUCAAGCUCGUCGACGUCCCCGAGAUGAACUACUACGCCACCGACAAGCCAAACCCACGUGGUGAGGUUGCCAUCCGUGGUUACAACGUCUUCAAGGGCUACUACAAGGACCCAGAGAAAACCGCCGAAGAUCUCCGUCAAGACGGAUGGUUCCACACUGGUGAUAUUGGUCGUUGGAAUGCCAACGGAACACUCUCUAUCGUCGAUCGUAAAAAGAACAUCUUUAAGUUGUCGCAAGGAGAGUAUGUUGCCGCCGAGUACCUCGAGGGUAUCUAUGUGCGUUCACCACUUGCCUCGCAAGUCUUUGUCUAUGGUGACUCUCUCAACAGUUUCCUCGUCGGUGUUGUCGUCCCCGAUUUCGAUGUCUUGGAAAAGUUGAUUCCAUCCAAGUACCCACACCUCGAUUUCAACGACAAGAAGGCUCUCGUCAAGUCCAAGGAACUCUACAAGGAGAUCAUGGACUCGCUCGAAGUCUCUGCCAAGGGUGCCAACCUCCAAAGCUUCGAAAAGAUGAAGCACAUCCAUUUGGAAGACACUGCCUUUUCCGAGGAAAACAAUCUCAUGACCCCAUCGUUCAAGCCAAAGAGACCACAACUCAAAGAGCAUUAUGAAUCCAUCAUUGCUAACCUCUACAAAGAGUAUAAGCAACUUCACCCAGAAAUAUCAAGAUUUGAUAAUUAG